Molecule: messenger RNA, 3432 nt
Organism: Fusarium proliferatum ET1
Lineage: Eukaryota; Fungi; Ascomycota; Sordariomycetes; Hypocreales; Nectriaceae
Exons: 2
Coding region: 1-3432 (1143 amino acids)
Molecular function (GO): protein binding
Source: RefSeq, a predicted model, not a curated record
AUGGCCUCACCAGAAGAAAUCGCAGGCAAAUGGCUCCUCAGCCUCUGCAGUCGAAAACCUUCUGCAGAAAGAGAUCAACUUCUCACCAAUCUCGAAAAGAUAAAAUUCGACGAAUUCUUCAGUCUGCACGGAAGAUCACCCGUUUUCAAGACGUACCAUGUCGAAGCCGUGCGUAGGUGCCUAGCCAAAGAGCUGCGGGUGGACUAUCCAAUGGCGCGUGCGCUGCUGGAGAAGGACGAGAUGGGAGACUUUCUCGUCGGGGAGAGGGAUUUGUUGCAGGUUGCGAUCAAGAGGGCAAAGAUUGACCCGGGGUACUUGGGUGAGGACCCGAAGAAGUCGAAUCCUGAGCUAUUGGAGAUGGUCAAAUUGCUCAUGGCUCAUGGGGCAGCGGUGAAUUGCUUUGAUGAUGAGGGGUACUCACCGCUUGUUUAUACCGGUAUGCUGGGAUAUCAGGAGCUCUUUCGCUUCCUAAUCGAAGCUGGAGCGGAUAUUUCGACAGUCCAGCAACGCAGGUCUCCAGAGCAGCUUGCAAAGAUACGAAAGGCCGCUCAAGAUGGAGAGACUGUGGAAGACGAGCCCAAGCAACAAACCAACCUUCUUCAGAUCACGCUCGACGCUUUGAUCUCGCCGCAGGAGAUCGUCGACAUGACGUGGGUUGGUUGGCCUCCUGGUGUGAACUUUGACAUACCCUUGUGGGAUCUUGAUAUCGAAGCUACCUGGGGCGGCAUCAUUAUGUAUCUCCUCGAAGAGGGGCUUUCAUGUCCCAAAGAUGAUCCGGGAUUAGUCAUGAUGCUUCACAUUGCCUGUCACAAGGGAGCGCUGGAUGUUGUAAAGAAGCUGCUAGCGUAUGGUGCUGCUGCUGAUGUCGCUGGCCCGAGAAUGGCAGAUGGUGGGCAAGGCGAAGGAUCGACCUUUGGAACGGCGAUGCAUGCUGCAGCCGCGGGUCGCAACAUCGACAUCGCUUUGACUCUUAUGGAACAUGGCGAAAGUGCCAGCUGUCGUCGACACUGUAUUUUCAACCGCGGAGGCACCAACAAGGAUAUGACGCCCAUCGAAGUCGCGAUAGCAGCAGACCCUUAUGGAAGCGAUGAAAACCUUGUAGACUAUCUGGAAGCGUUCAUGGCACAACCUAGCGAUCUUCCAGAUUCGGAUUACCAAGCUGUACUGAAACAUUGCGCGCAGAACAAUAAGCUUGAUGCAGCCGCAAGGCUCCUUGACAGAGGCAUACGACUAGAUGAAGUACCAACCUGGGUUUCAAGUGUCGAUAUGGCAAAGUUGCUAGUUUCUCAUGGUAUUAAGCUUGACCCAGCGGGCUUGCAGGAGAGAGCGCUGAAAAGAGGACGGUUGAAUCUUUUGCGAUGGUGUGUUGGUGAAUACGGUGCGAAACUACCCGAUGAUCCCAAGUCUUGGGGAAAGAUGGUGACGUGGCUUCUCUCGUCUGGUAAUAUGUACCUUGAGCAGACGAGGUAUCUCAUUACCGAGUAUCCGGGUCCGCAUAUCGACAUGGUUCUUAUUUCAAGUAGACGCCUUCAUCGUGAGAAUCUCAAAGCAAAGAAGACAAGUUGGCUUCAUACCGCUAUCACCAAACAUAACCUGCCGAUUGUCAAGAUGUUGUUGGAAGCGGGGGUUAAUGUUACGUGUCCUGGUUUGCAUGCUGAUGCACCUACUUUGAUACGGAAAGGUGGUCGAGGGUCGGUCCGUGGUGUUGAAAAGUGGCUGGAGAUAGUUGGAAUGCUGGAGAAAAAGAUCUCUGGCGAUGAGGAGUGGACUAUGCCUUCGUAUGCUGUGGUGAGGAAGCGUAUUGCUCAAACUGUCGCGCUUGAGAGACGAGCUUGGGAUGAGAAAAUUGAGAGUAUCGUCAAAAGCAGACAGGAGGUUCCUCACGCAACCCCGCAGGAAGUAAACGACUCUGUGCCAUCUUCUCCUUCGAUGGUAACUUCUCCAGCAGAGGUGUAUAAGCCUCUGAGCAGCAGUAGCUCCUUUCGACUUCUAGAACUACUCCCAUCGAGUAAUCGGACAGACCCUCUUGUCGGACGCCUGGUGGACAGCGAUAUCACUUUCCAGCCCGACUACGAAGCUCUCUCCUACGUCUGGGGAGAUAUGACACCAGUCAGAUACAUUAACCUCGGCGACCAAGAUAUGUCAAUCACACCAAACCUCCACUCAGCACUUAUCCACCUUCGCUCUCCCGACACCGUCCGAACACUCUGGGUCGACGCCCUAUGCAUCAACCAAUCCGUCCACGGCGAACGAAACCAACAAGUCCGCAUCAUGGGCGACAUAUAUAAGUCAGCGCGUCAAGUCGUAGUAUGGCUCGGCGACGCAGCAGAUGAUUCCCAUCUUGUAUUCCAACAUCUGAACGAUGAGAGUAUCCCAGACUCAUUCCACAGUGGCUCGCCUCCACCACAAGAUGAACGCCGUGCUUGGAGCACGCUUGUCAAAAAGACCUUGCCUGUGGAAGAUAUCUUCCGUCAGUUCACAGAGGCUGUGAUCAAACUCACCAAAGAUCUUAGUAUCCUGGAAAACAUCGGUACAAAGCGCAGCUAUCCAAACCUGCCAUCUUGGGUCCCUGAUUUCACGAAUAUUUCGAGCAACAGUCUCCCUAAGGGUAAUUGGUACGCACCGUAUCGCAAAGACGCGGAGGAGAAUUACGACGUUCGGUGUGCAGAUGGAACACAGCUCAGCUUCCCCCGGGAGCUCCUUGGGAGGGAGUAUCUUUCGGGCUUGACGUUCUCGAAAUAUGGCAGUUUGACGAUCAUGGGAAAGAUAGUUGAUACGAUUCGGGAGAUUGGGCCGGAACUUGAGGAUGGUGUUGGUCACGCACCGGGGACUGAGGGCUUUGAAAGGGUGAUGAAGGAGUGGGAAAGUCUUGCUGUGAAGUUGAUACCUGAGUGGAAGCCGGAUGAAUCAUCAGUCAGCAAAGCCUUUGCGACGACACUUACAGCAACUCAUGGCUCUGAGCUUUUCAGCAUUGGCGUGGGCUUCACACAAUGGUAUCGACACUGCGGCGCCGGUAUUCUCGAACCAGCAGAUCCAUCAAUGUUUCUUCGCGAUCACGAGUUCUACCUCUGGUGGUUAAGUGUCGGGAAGGAUUCAGAAGAGAAGGACCCUGACACAAGCUCGGAAGAGAAAUCAAGCGAAGAACCUGAAGUUAUUGGGUAUGAUCUCAGAGAGUUCUCCAAAAGAUUCACCUUUGCGAGCUAUGGUCGAUGUCUUUUCACUAGUGAGAAGGGGUCCUUGGGACUGGCGAGUCCGAGAGCGAAGGCGGGAGAUAGAGGUGUUUAUUUUCCUGGUUCGACUGAGCCAUUUCUGUUGAGGAAGAGGGAGGCAGGAGGUUGGAUGCUGGUGGGUGAUUGUUAUUUGCAUGGGCUUGACUUGGACAUGUUGUUUCAUGAUGCGGAGCAUUUGGUUGAGGAUUUCGAGAUUUACUGA